Corvus hawaiiensis (hawaiian crow) is the source of this 1007-nucleotide messenger RNA. It is a transcript of the gene FDX2, whose product is annotated as ferredoxin 2. The transcript is spliced from 3 exons. The record is from RefSeq and is a predicted model, not a curated record. Gene Ontology annotation, cellular component: mitochondrion. The coding region runs from base 19 to 663 and encodes 214 amino acids. Gene Ontology annotation, molecular function: 2 iron, 2 sulfur cluster binding. Gene Ontology annotation, biological process: positive regulation of oxidoreductase activity; P450-containing electron transport chain. NCBI's taxonomy places the organism in Eukaryota, Metazoa, Chordata, Aves, Passeriformes, Corvidae.
GUCCAACAUGGCGGCGCCAUGGCGGCGGCGAGCGGCGGCUCCGUGACGCGGCGGCUGCUCCGGGGCGUCUCCCGGAGCCUCAGCGGCGGCGGGCGCCGCGGCCGAGGAGCCCGAGGCUGCCGUGUGGGUACCGGGGACACCUUUCCGGGCCGGCGGGACCGGAAGCGAGUCCCGGUGCUGAGUCCGGUGUCGUGUGUGUGUCGUCCCCCCCCCCCCCCCCCCGCCGCCGCUUUCCGCAGGGUUAACGUCGUGUUCGUGGACCGGGAGGGGCGGCAGGUGCCGGUGCGCGGCAGAGUCGGGGACAACGUGCUGCACCUGGCGCAGCGGCACGGGCUGGAGCUGGAGGGCGCCUGCGAGGCCUCCCUGGCCUGCUCCACCUGCCACGUUUACAUCAGCGAGCCCCACCUGGGCCGGCUCCCGGCGCCGGACGAGCGGGAAGAGGAUCUGCUGGACCAGGCGCCGCUGCUCCAGGAGAAUUCCCGCCUGGGCUGCCAGGUCCUGCUGAGCCCCGCGCUGGAGGGGGCCCGCAUCGUCCUGCCCAGGGUCACCCGCAACUUCUACGUGGAUGGACACGUCCCAAACCCCACUGACCCCGGGAGGGGCACCCCCGGACCCCCCCGGACCCUCCAAGGAAGGGGGGGCCCCCCCCAAAAAAAAAAUUGAUCCCUCCUUCCUCAUCCAAGGUCACCCCCAAAUUCGGGGAUGCGUCCCCAAACCUCCCUGAGCCCGGGGGGGGCAACCCCAGACCCUCCAAGGAAGGGGGACCCACCCCAAAAAUAAUUAAUUCCAGCUAUCCAAGGUCAUUCCCAAAUUUGGGGACGCAUCCCUGAACCCCCCUGAGCCCGGGGGGGGCACCCCCGGACCCUCCCAGUAGCGGGACCCCCCCCCAGGAGGGUGGGGGGUUCAACCUGGGGGGGUUUUAGGGUGACCCCCCCCCGUAUUCCCGGGAUUCUGGAUUCGGGAUAACGAGCGUUGGGUCGUUAAUAACAAAUUGGUCUCGUCUGUGA